Molecule: messenger RNA, 896 nt
Organism: Stylophora pistillata
Lineage: Eukaryota; Metazoa; Cnidaria; Anthozoa; Scleractinia; Pocilloporidae
Source: RefSeq, a predicted model, not a curated record
CAAGUGAUGAGGAACUUGGUAGACCUAUCUUUACUUCAUCACCAAUAAUACUACAUCAAGUACCCAUUGUAGCAGGUGACCAGAAAAGAGCAGAGAUGUUUGUUGAAAGCCUAUAUGAGUCAGUAGUCACAUGCUGUCCUAUGGCAAUGGGUGGCCACAUUUUGGCUGCACAGGCAGUAGAAGUGGGAACAGUGGAAGAGGAGGUGGAUCAACUGGUAGGUGCAGAAGCGAACCCAAGAUGUGGACCAGCCUAUGAUUUACAGCUUCUAAGAAAACUAACGGUAGCACACGAUGUGCCCUCAGUGCUACCAUUCCUGUGCAUAAAUGCACAAGAAAUGAGAAAGCAGUGCCACCAGGGCUGUAUUCCUUUGGUGCUCAUCCGCUACAAAGCUUCCAAAAAGGCCAUGGAUACCUUAAGGUACACCUCCUAUAAAUCUCUGCAAUAUAACUUCAUAAUAAUCAGUGCAAAGAAUUAUCCAGUGGUCAUGCUUUGCAUUUCAUUUCAUUAGGGAUAAGUGAUUCUAGUUAAAAAUAUUUCAAUAAUAGCUGAUAAGUGCAAGUCAUAUAGUAGUAUUGUAUCCAUCACCUCAUUGAAUAUAGUACACACUACCAGUUCAUUUCAGAGCUUUGUUGGAUAUAUCAGGUGUGUUGGGAACCUGCUAUUUGUGUGCCUCCCUUUAAGGCAGCAAUUUUGAUAACAGUGCUUGUGGGAAACAUUAACAAUCUCUACAAUCAAGUGAAGAUGUGGAGAUCAGGGUGAUGCACCCCACGUUAACUUCCAACAGGAUGAUAGUUGGAAGUUUGAUAGCAGGAAAUGAAAGUAGCCUUACAAGAGAGUUGGUAGAAGCAAUACACUAAGGCAAGGAGGCUUCAAAUGCUCUAAAGGCUCACAGAUU